Molecule: messenger RNA, 399 nt
Organism: Hylaeus volcanicus
Lineage: Eukaryota; Metazoa; Arthropoda; Insecta; Hymenoptera; Colletidae
Product: venom allergen 5-like
Exons: 3
Coding region: 1-399 (132 amino acids)
Source: RefSeq, a predicted model, not a curated record
AUGACAGCUCGUAUCUCGUUCUGCCUCUUAUUGUUCUUAACGGGCGGCCGUGAUUGCACGCUACCUGGGACAAUAUCACCGCCACUCCUUCGUUACUGCCACAUUUGCGCCGAUCACACCAUGUGCCGAUACCCCGACGACGUCCCUGGAGUUAGGUGCGCGAUGCUCGAGCACGAUGAUCUGCAGGAGAAGGACAUCGAGACGAUCCUUUAUUCGCAUAACUUUUAUCGUAACACCGUGGCGAAUGGGGAUGAACGACGGGGCAACCCUGGACCGCAACCGCCUGCAAAAUACAUGAUGGAGAUGAUCUGGAAUGACGAACUCGCUCGGAUCGCGGACCGAUGGGCGUUGCAGUGCAACCUCCUCGAGAAAGAUCAGUGCCGAGACGUUGGCAAGUAA